GCCCGGAGCCUCGCGGCCUCCCCUCAGCCCGCGUGGGCCCCGUCCUUGGCGUGGGCAGGGGGCAGGCCGCUGGAGGCUGAGCUAGGAGUGGCCCUGGCAUAAGCCUUUACUGUGCGUUCCAGGAUCCUCAGACUCUGUUAUAAACUAUUGAAGGCGAAGAAGGGAUCGGCGGGAGCCCAGCCCGAGAUGAGUCUGGAGUCCCUGUUCCAGCACAUCAUCUUCUCCGAGCACCUGGCGGAGGAGAGUCGCCGCUUGAUGCGACAAGUCAGGUCGGAAAUAAACAGAUGUCGUGAAAAAAUUAAGAAAGCAGCCGAGGAGCUGAAUGAAGAGAAAAUCAAGUUGGAGUCUAAGAUUCAGCAGUUUUCUGAAAAAGCCUUCCUCUUACAGCUUUUGAAAACUCAUGAAAAUGCCUUAGAAAGACAGUGCAGUGAAAUUACAAGCCAAAGGAAUACGCUUCUCCAAACGUUUGAGGCUACAAAGACAAAAGUGACAGAGGAGGAAGAAAAAUUUAUUAAGGAAAUUACAGACUUCAAUAAUGAGUAUGAUAUAACAAAGAAACGAGAGCUUUUGGUGAAAGAAAAUGUCAAGAUUCAAAUAUCUGACUUAGAAAACGAGGCAAACAUUCUGAAAAUGGAAAUGAAGUCAGUGGAACAUGAUAGUGGCCAGUUAAAUGAACUUCAAAAACAAAAGAGUGAAUUGAUACAAGAAUUAUUUACUUUGCAGAGAGAGCUUAAAGGUUUUGAAGAUAAAAAAAAAGAAGCCGUUUGUACUACCAAGUACCUAGAGGCAGAAAAAAUAAAAAUCAGUGAAAAGCCUCAAAAUGAUGCUGAAUGCUUAAGGUAA
This is a messenger RNA of Balaenoptera ricei (Rice's whale), 843 nucleotides long. It is a transcript of the gene CCDC172, whose product is annotated as coiled-coil domain containing 172. The record is from RefSeq and is a predicted model, not a curated record. Lineage: Eukaryota; Metazoa; Chordata; Mammalia; Artiodactyla; Balaenopteridae. The coding region runs from base 187 to 843 and encodes 218 amino acids. The transcript is spliced from 6 exons. Gene Ontology annotation, cellular component: cytoplasm.